Molecule: messenger RNA, 2643 nt
Organism: Pestalotiopsis fici W106-1
Lineage: Eukaryota; Fungi; Ascomycota; Sordariomycetes; Amphisphaeriales; Sporocadaceae
Exons: 6
Coding region: 1-2643 (880 amino acids)
Biological process (GO): signal transduction
Cellular component (GO): plasma membrane
Molecular function (GO): GTPase activity; protein binding; GDP binding
Source: RefSeq, a predicted model, not a curated record
AUGGUUGGCAAACUGAAAACACACAAACUCGUCGUCGUAGGCGAUGCUGGGGUAGGCAAAACGGCAUUGGUGAUCCAGAUUUCCUUGGAACAUUUCGUCGAUAGCUAUGACCCCACGAUCGAAGAUUCGUACCGGAAGCAAGUGGUCAUCGACGGGAUACCUUGCAUGCUCGAGAUACUCGAUACGGCUGGACAGGAAGAAUAUUCGGCUUUGAGAGACCAGUGGAUACGGGAUGGUGAAGGCUUUAUCAUAGCGUAUUGCAUCUGCUCUCGGUCGGGCUUCGCUCGUGUGAAAAGGUUUUACGAACAAAUCCGCCGCAUCAAAGACUCAACCAUAUCACAAUUGAACGGUGCCGCUGAGGCACCACUUCGCCCACCAGUUCCUAUCCUUCUUGUGGGAAACAAGGCCGAUAGAGUGACCGAAAGGGAAGUGUCGACACAGGAAGGCCAUGGUUUAGCUGCUAGCCUGGGCAUUGAUUUCAUGGAAGUUUCGGCAAAGAGUGAUUACAAUGUACAGAAAUGCUUCUAUGAUGUCGUGCGCCAGCUCCGGCGCCAACAUGGUGAAGCGCCGGGACAGGGACCUGGACAGGGUUUAUCAGGAAGCACCGAUUACCAGAUGACUAGAACAAUUUGGGGAGCACGAAGGAUCUCAGUACCAGCCAGCGAGAAGUCAACAGAAGCCGGGCGAAGCCGGUUAGCAGCCUCUCUCAUCUCUGCCGCCAAAUCCAACAAUGAAAGACUCGUAUUAGCCCUCAUCGAGGCUGGUGUAGAUGCGAAUACCCAGUCCGGCUCAGACGGUAGUCCGCUGCACGUAUCGGCAGCGUUAGGUCAUGCCAAUAUCGUCAAUAUCCUGCUCAAGAAGGGAGCUGCAGUCAAUGCUCGUGGGCCAGCUGGUGCUCCGCCACUCCAGCUAGCUGCUGCCGAAGGGCACUUGGCGAUCGUUAGACUCCUAAUUCACAAGGGCGCCCUCAUCGGCCAAACAAGCUCGCUACAUGGGACCGCUCUCAUGGCUGCUGCAUCUAGGGGACGAGCGGAAGUCACGCGUUUUCUUCUGAAAAAAGGCGCCAGUGUUAGUGUGGUAGGUGGUCCUUAUGGUAACGCUCUACAGGCAGCGUCAUGGAACGGCAACCCGGAGGUAAUCAAGUACCUCCUAGAUGCGGGAGCGGACGUAAGAGCAAGAGGUGAUGGAGACUGCACGGCACUCCAGGUGGCAGCCUUAGCAGGAAAGGCAAAAGCAGUACAAAUUCUCCUGAGCCGAGGAGCCAAAAUCGACAUUGAUGACCAGAACGGCAAACAUGGUAGCGCCAUAGCGGCUGCCACCAAAGGGGGACAUUUUGAAGCAGUAACGCUAUUACUCGAAGCUGGCGCCAGGCCUUGGGACCCAUAUACAUGUGCAGCGCCAGCUCUCGAAGAACAGCAUGAUGCAGAUGAGGUUGUCGGUGCUCCUCGUCCUGCCAAUACAGAUGCACAGACAACGGCAAGAAUCCCAGGAACCGAGUCGACAGCCACUAGAGAAUCUAGCGAAAGCCAGAGCAAUGAGGCCUCAUCCACUGGUCUUUUUUCAAGUGAACGUGCGACAUUCAGCUCGACACCAACAUCGACACCACCACCCACGUCAGCGCAAAUGUACAGAGCCCCUCAGGUAUCAUCGCAAUCCGAAAUAUGGGGACCAUCAGUAUAUUCAAAUCUACGUAUCCGGCCUACAAUAUCUGUACACGGGUUUUCAACCAUCCAUGACUCUCCCAAUGCUACAGUUGAUAUCGUAUUUAUCCAUGGACUGCAAGGCCACCCGGAGAAGACAUGGAGUUAUAACGGGGGAGGCCCGACCACAAAACCUAGCCCAUUGCGCAGACUCUUCCGCUCGGCUUCCACUUCCAUUGUCGAAGAUUCUCAUAAUAUCUACUGGCCCUACGAUCUACUCGCACAAACUCAAGAUUUCGCAAACACACGAAUGAUGGCUUGGGGAUAUGAUACGAAAGUGGUACGAGAUUUCUUCGGCACCAGCGAUCAACAAAACAUCUCUCAACACGGCAACAAUCUACUAGUUAGUCUACAGCAAGAGAGAAAAUCGAAUCCACAAAGACCCUUGAUAUUCGUUGCCCAUAGUCUCGGUGGUAUCGUUUUGAAAGUGGCGCUUGACAAUUCAAGACGAUCACAACAUCAGCCGCAGUACCUCGACAUUUACAAGUCUACGAAAGGAAUAGUAUUUCUCGGCACACCUCACGGAGGAGCCGGAGUAGCAGACUGGGGCGUCAUUGCAAGCAAGAUCACCAAGUGUGCACUUCAAAGUCCGUCGGACAGGGUGCUGCGGGGCUUGACUCCGAAUAGUGAACUCUUAGAGAAUCUCAGAAAGAAUUUCCUUCAGAUGCUAGAGGAUGACCACUUUAGUAUACAUUCCUUUUACGAGACUCAGCCAAUUUUAGGUCUCUAUGGUCUCAACAGUUUGGUUGUCCCAUAUGACUCCUCUUUAGUCGGUCAUGCCCGGAAGGAAGUUUCGCUUGGGCUCCCGGGAAAUCAUUCCCAGAUAUGCAAGUUCAGGGGUGCUGAUGAUCCUGGAUACAGAGCUGUAUUUGGUGCUUUACAAGAUUACGUAUUGGAGGCAACACGGUCUGCAUCCGUGCCUUCAUCUGGUAACGCGCGAUAA